This is a messenger RNA of Penicillium diatomitis, 2718 nucleotides long. Its product is annotated as putative GTPase activating protein (Evi5). Bases 1 to 2718 code for a protein of 905 amino acids. The transcript is spliced from 4 exons. NCBI's taxonomy places the organism in Eukaryota, Fungi, Ascomycota, Eurotiomycetes, Eurotiales, Aspergillaceae. The record is from RefSeq and is a predicted model, not a curated record.
AUGGAGAGCUUCGCGUCCGCUUCAGUGGGACCGCCACAACUCCCUAACCACGACUCGAUGGUCACAGUGGCCUUGUCCGAUAAUCUGUCCAACUCAGAGCAUACACAACCAGAAUGGCGAAGUCUCAACAUUCCACCCACGCCAGUCGAGUCACAUAGCCCUGGGACCCUGCAGGACCAAACCGAGUCCUUCGGCCCCAAGGUGCUUCUGGAUGCUGCCAAAACCACCCCAAUCCCCACAGACGAAUUGUCCUCGCCCACCACCCAGGAUGACAAUGCCGGAACGCUCGAUUUGCAUGACGAGGGAUUCAAGAGUGAAGGGGAUUGGACUGACUUGGACCGGACCGAGGAACAAGAGCCGCGUGGAGAGGGAUCGGACGAUUCUACGGCUCUUUUGCUGGCACGUCUCGAACAAGAGAACAAUGCACUGGCUACGAAUCCCAAAUCCGCAUUGUCCAAUGCGCCCCGCAACCAGCGAACACAUCAACGACAAUCACGUUCCGAGUCGCUCUUCCAAAUCCAAAAACUCAUCAAUGAACCUACACGAUCGGAACUGCGGUACUCGCAACUUCAACCGCCUCCAAUGACCGAGCUAGAAUUCUGGGCCGCCCUGGUGGCUGAUUACCCCCAGACCGCACAGCGACUCCCAACGCUGACCUCGAAUAAGAUCCAGCAAGGUGUGCCUCCACCUCUGCGAGGUGUGGUGUGGCCGAGCCUGGCGGGUGCGCGCGAUCCCAUUUUAGUCGAAGAGUUCCAGCGAUUAAGUGGCGAAAGCAGCCCUUACGAUGGACUGAUUGGAAAAGAUAUUGGUCGCAGUUUCCCCAACGUGGAGAUGUUCCGUGAUCCUAACGGAGAGGGCCAGCGCAUGCUGGCGCGAGUCUUACGAUGCUUCAGCCUGUAUGAUUCGCAAAUCGGGUACUGUCAGGGAUUGGGCUUUGUGGUUGGCCCACUUUUGAUGCACAUGUCGGACGUAGAGGCGUUUUGUGUGUUGGUGCGGCUCAUGGACCACUACAACCUUCGAACAUGCUACCUCCCAGAUUUGUCAGGCCUCCACCUCCACGUGUAUCAAUUCCAGAACCUUUUGGCACGUCUGCGUCCAGCGCUGUUCCAACACCUCGAGGUGUUGGGAGUCGAGCCGGUCUACGUAUCGCAAUGGUUCCUGUCCUUCUUCGCAGUGGCUUGUCCUCUCCCAAUGCUUCUCCGCAUUUACGAUGUCAUCUUCCUUGAAGGUGCCUGUGAGACUCUGAUGCGAGUCGCACUCUCUCUGAUGCAACGCAACGAGAAACGGAUCAUGGCCUGUACCGAGUUUGAGGACGUUAUGCAAUUGCUGCUGUCACGCAGCCUGUGGGACACAUAUGCAUUCAAUGCGGACGAUCUUGUGAACGACUUUGUCUCCCUAACGUCUCUCGUCACUCACGAGAGUCUUCAAGCCCUUGAAGUCAGCUACAACCAAUCUCAAGGUGUUCCAACGGGGAUCUCAUUCCCUCAGAUGCAAGCCGCUGCCUCUCGUUUCCUCGGACGUCUUUGGGCUGGGUCGAACUCCCACAACUCGGUCAAAACCCUGAAUCCCAAUCAGGGUUACUCACGUCCUGCCAGCGUCAUUCGCCGCUCGACCUCGAAGCAGAGUCUCACCUCAACACUGAACUCGGUGGAGUCGACGUCCGACGCCAGCACGGCCCCAACCGAGCUGUCAGCAACCCCAAAUAGCGAUCAAAGGUCACGAAAGUCCAACAUGUCUUCCCAUCAUAAAGACCGCGACCUUCACACUCAAAUCGAGGAUCUGUUGAUGGCACUGGGCGAUCUCCAACGGCAGCACGCCGAUCUCACGCGGGACCUGCAACAGGAGCGGGAGGAACGUGAAGAAGAUCACUCUUUGGCCAGGGAGAUGCUUCAAUUUAUCCGAGAGCAAUCGGCUGAAGCGCAGCCACUGGACUUGAUUACCAGGGCUCAAGAUCGCUUCUCGGUGGAUGCCAAUGAACACCAACGGUCGUCUGUUUAUCAAACCAAACACCAGUUGCACGAUGACAUGGUUAGAUGGAAACAGAUGCACGAGGUCGAAGCAAGCCGUUGUCUAGACCUGACCCGACGCAUGGAUGACUUUGAAAAGGAGAACAACUCACUCAAGGAGCAAUUACGAGAGGCACGCAGUCGGAUCCAAGACGGCUACCGGGACCGCCAAAGAUUGGAGCGACUAAACAAGGAACUACGAGUGCUUAAGAUGCCCGAAGCAGUCACUCCCCCGGAUAGCGCGUUCGCGUCCCCAGAGAAUGAGACGCCUUCUCCCUCGGGAGGUCUCCGUGAGCUCAGACUGGUGCGGACCAAUUCUCACAAAUCACCGCCCAGCGCUCAGAAGCCCCCGGUCUUCAACAAGCGGUCCAGUAGCUUAGGUCUACAGAAUGUGCUGGCAACGGAAAAUCAGAAGCCUGCCGCUGAAGAUUCUCUGCUCCUGGAACUGGUCAAUUCUAAAACUGCCGAGGCCAUAGCAAAGCAAGAGUUGGAGGAAGUCAAAGGAAAAUUAGAGGCUUUACGAAAGAUGAUCAGCAGGCCCGGCGCUCAGCAGGCACCCAAGCUGGAAAAACGCCAUUCCUUCCUGAGUCAAUCGCCAAUUCAAUCGGAUCAUUCACGCGCGUCGGGCUCUUCUGCGAAUGCUGGCGCGGGUGGAGGUGGAUUUUUCAGUGGUUGGGCUCGGCGAGCUCCUGCUACAAACGAGACUCCUUGA